This is a messenger RNA of Galleria mellonella (greater wax moth), 3349 nucleotides long. RefSeq names its product methenyltetrahydrofolate synthase domain-containing protein (gene lost). The transcript has 13 exons. Gene Ontology annotation, molecular function: nucleic acid binding. The record is from RefSeq and is a predicted model, not a curated record. The coding region runs from base 164 to 1627 and encodes 487 amino acids. Lineage: Eukaryota; Metazoa; Arthropoda; Insecta; Lepidoptera; Pyralidae. Gene Ontology annotation, cellular component: cytoplasm.
GCUGUCAAGUUGGAUGCAUUUGUUUUUUUAUUCGCGUUCUAUUUUUGUGUGUGACGGUUCCGUCCGGCGAAGAAUUGUCUUAUUUUCCAAAUAAUUUUCAUGAUUUUUGUUUAGAUCGUUGGAUUAUUUGUAAAAUAUCUUCAGUUUGAGAACAAAUUCCAAUAUGCAGAACGGAGACGGUGCGCCGACGGCCGCGGAAACCACCAAAAAGCCCGUGCCAGAAGAGGUGACGAAGCAAUCGUUCCGCGUCAAAGUAUGGAGACACCUGGAGACGAAUGGCUUGGCGAUGUUCCCUCGUCCAGUAUACAAUCGAAUUCCGAACUUCAAAGGUGCCUUCGAGGCAGCCGCUAAACUCGCCGAGCUAGAUGUGUUCAAAAACGCGAACACUAUCAAAGUGAAUCCAGACAAACCACAGGAGCCUGUGAGAGUAAUAUGCCUAGAGCAAGAGAAGACCUUAUAUGUUCCGGUACCACGCCUGCAAACUGGAUUCCUCAAUCGUUUGGAACUGCCAGAGGGGCAGACAGGUCCGGCUGCCAUAAGGCAAGCUGUCUCACGGAAUGGCAUGGAGACAUAUGGAAAACCUAUUGGAAUAGAAGAUUCCGUUUCACUAGAUCUGGUCGUUAUGGGAUCUGUGGCAGUGUCCAAAGAAGGGUAUCGCAUUGGCAAAGGAAGAGGUUAUGGCGAUCUGGAAUUCGGCCUAAUGAUGCACAUGAAAGCGAUAAAGCCUAAUACAGUUGUAGUGACCACUGUUCAUGAUUGUCAGGUGUUCGAUACAUUACCAGCUGAGUUGUUUGGUCCUCAUGAUGUACCAAUCGAUAUAAUUGUCACACCAACACAGGUGAUAGAAACGCAACGUAUGAGUCAGCGACCAGUUGGUAUCCUAUGGCACCUGCUCUCCAACCGCCGUCUCCAGAUGAUGCCAGUGCUCGCACAAUUACGAGAUAUUGAGAUGCUCGCGGGCCGCGCAUGCGCGCUGAAGGAGGUGGACACGGACGUGGAGGAACGAGCACCCGCGCGCCCGCGUCGUCCGCGUCGACGCACGCGCAGUCACAAGAGCCACAGCGAGGGGGAGGGCAAUACAACAGAAGGCGAGGAGGUGAAAAGUGGUAAACAGCGACGACCGGCGCGCCGUCGUAAUAGUAAUAAAUCGGCGGGCAAAGACGGCAAAGAGGGGAAGGACGGCGACACACGUCCAAGACGUCCAAAGCGGCCGCGUCCCGUCAUUGACUUCACUGUUAAGAUAUCAAACAUUAGCCCAAACACAAGAGUGCGCGAUCUAAAGCAAGCGUUAUCGGAACGCGGUGUCAAGCCACAGGUUAUGGUGUGGAAGGGCUUCCGAGGAUUUUGUUAUUUGCAUUUCUUCAAAGCAGGACCACAAAAGGGCGAAGGCGAUAAUGCGCCAGCAACGAACAUGGAAAGCGUGUUGGCUGCGCUCGCGCAGAUGUCGCUGGGCGGCAGCGGGGACGGGUCCGCGGCUGACGCGGACGACAAGCCGCGCAUGCUGUGCGUGGAGCCCGCGCCGCCGCGCGCGCCGCCCGCCGCCGCCCACCCCGCCGACGCCGCCGACUCGGCCGACACCGCGCCUACACCAAUAGCGCCGCCUGCCGCUGAGGGCAUUGUGCAUUGACUCCCGGGAGCAGCAGCGACCGACACCAUUCGAAGUAUCGAUAACGAUUUAUUAUUUCUAAAACACGCAUAACCGUUGUUCGCUUGGUUGCACACGGAGACGGCACGCCCGUCGCAUUCCGAUACUAAUUGUUUAGAGUUAAGAUUGAUUUUCCUUUGCGCCGGUCCACAAGUUACUGUUUAUUGAGUAUACGAAUGGCUCAUACGUAUUUGCCGCAAAAACAUUCAACACUAUGAAUCACAGAAGCAUUAGUGCAAUGAAAUGAAUUGCUCCAAUACGUAAAAGUUAUACGUGUUGUUUAAUCGAAAGGAAGCGAUUGUUCGAUUUUAGUUUGCGCUCGAACGUCAGUUCGCUGGCUGGUUUUUUGUUCUUAUCAGUUGUGCUGGACCGGCCUCGUGUUAGAGAGAGAGUGAGCUAUAUUUAUAGAAGAACACUUAACGAAAUAUAUCUUUAUCGAUGUUUUAAUUUUUCUCUAGUCUAAACUUAGUAUACUGCAUAAGAAGUUUUAUUUACAACUCGUUUAUUUUCAAUGCAGGCAUACGUUUUAAGCAUUCUUCCAUAAUUAUUACGAGAAAAGAAGCUAUAUUUUAGUAUAUAGUAUAGAGAUAUUAAAAAGUAAUAUAUUUUUUAAUAUACUUUUAAGGUGCUUUCAGGAGCGGGAUCCCAAACCAAAUUAGAGAUUAGUUUGGAAGGAUUUGAUUAGUGUUAAGGGUAUUUAUUUUAAAAUAUGAGGUCUGUGACCCCGUUCUUCUCUUGUUAUGUAUUUGUGCCAACUUCAAGUACAUGAUGCAAUAAAAUGAUCUGAAAUUCACAGUUCUCAUUAACUUGUAGUAGUCCUUUUGAUGGAAUAUACUAAUUUUAACAUAUCGAAUCUAUGUAAGUUGGUAUAAAUAUUUAAGCUGGCUAGUUCCAAUUUGUUCUAUAAACAUGAUGUCAUUGACUAAAAGGAUACAUUUUUUUUUUAAAUAGAACCUACAUACUAAAAUUGAAACGCGAAUUGUCUCAAUAAUGACGUUACGUCACAUUCGAAAAUUGACCUAAUAAUUAUUAAUUCCAACAUAAAUAGUAUUAAGACGAUCACUGUUUUAUAUAAUAUCAUAUAAUAAUAUCAAAAAUCAACAGUUAGCUAUAUAGUUGUACCAAAUAUUUAAACCGAAGACGAAAAAAUGACAAAAUUGCCACAUAAAUAAAAUCCUUUUGUCAGGUGAUGUCAUGUUCUGCAGAAUAAAGGCGAAUUAUCCCUUAUACCCUUGAUGUCAACGUUACUUUUUCAGUAUUAGGUAAAUACUUUAAGACUUAAAAAGUAAUAUAUAUGACAUAUUAAGUUAAAACUAUUUAUCUACUAGAUUGUGCGGGCGCGUAGCUCGCAUUUAUUGGUCUCUUAGUAUAUAAAAAAGAUGUGUAUUUUAUAUAGAAAGGAACUAUUUAUAUUAAUGUAUUUUUCGAAAUUUUUAGUUUUGGCAGCAUAAUAUCGCUAUACAUUUAUGAUAAGCAUUUUCUAAUAUUAUCUAGUAGUUACGUCGCACAAAUUAUUGUGCCCCAAUAUUGUUGUCUCACUCUGCAAUUCUAAGCUAUAUAUAAAGAAAUAUAUAUACAUUUAUGUAUAUAAACUUGUUAAUUACUACUACUAUUUGCUAGCUCAUUUUGUAAUCUAACGUUGGGGUAGCAAGCAUGAUGAAACUUUUUUGUUUUGUAUUUUUUUUAAUAAAUUUUUUAAAGAUG